Musa acuminata subsp. malaccensis (wild Malaysian banana) is the source of this 1084-nucleotide messenger RNA. RefSeq names its product ABC transporter I family member 11, chloroplastic. Gene Ontology annotation, cellular component: chloroplast envelope; membrane. The record is from RefSeq and is a predicted model, not a curated record. NCBI's taxonomy places the organism in Eukaryota, Viridiplantae, Streptophyta, Magnoliopsida, Zingiberales, Musaceae. Gene Ontology annotation, molecular function: ATP hydrolysis activity; ATPase-coupled transmembrane transporter activity; ATP binding. Gene Ontology annotation, biological process: transmembrane transport.
CUCUUCUUAAUACGGAAAGGAGCGAUGUUUUCCCCUCGGUUAUCCGCUGCUCAGCCGGCUACGGGCCUGCAGCCUGCGAAGAGACGAGCUGCGAGCACCGUCCGCCGCCGAAAGACAGCAGCCGCCUCCGUCAAUUCCGCUUCUAUGGCGUUCUGCUAUGGCUCUCCCUGCUCCGGGUUCCGCCACAACAAGUUAUGCGCGGCCGAGAUGGUACCCUCCGCAUAUCGGAGGGUUGCUACCAAAUCACGAGCACUUCGGAUCUCAUCUGACCAUUCCUGCAUCGAAGUAAGGAGAGUCAACUAUCGGCCACCUGGGACUCAGCACAACCUCUUGAAUGAAGUUAGUUUGUCCCUUCGUGAGAAAAGCUUUGGUUUGAUAUUUGGACGAAGCGGAAGUGGAAAAACUACUCUCUUGCAUCUGCUGGCUGGAUUAUCCAAACCUACAUCUGGGUCAAUCAUUGUGCAAAGAUAUGGGUAUGAUGGAAAACCAAGUGACUCCCCUGAACCAUUAGCACCAGAAAGGGUUGGUAUUGUGUUUCAGUUUCCUGAGAGGUACUUUUUAGCUGAUACCAUUCUCGAGGAAAUGACCUUUGGGUGGCCAAGGCAGAAGGCAGAUUUUACAUUGAGAGAACAACUUGCUUUGAAUUUGCAAUAUGCAGUUAAUUCGGUUGGUUUAAAUACAAUAUCUUUGGAUGAAGAUCCUCAUUCUCUGAGUGGUGGCUAUAAACGGCGCCUUGCCUUGGCAAUCCAGUUAGUUCAGACACCACAACUACUGUUACUAGAUGAGCCACUUGCAGGUCUUGAUUGGAAGGCUCGGGCUGAUGUUGUGAAGUUGCUAAAGCAUCUAAAGAAGGAACUAACAAUACUUGUCGUCAGCCAUGAUCUAAAGGAACUGUCAUCUCUAGUAGAUAUAUCUUGGAGGAUGCAAAUGGGAGGAAUUCUAAAAGAAGAAGCAUUUCCUCUUUAAUCAGCCUGUGUAUGUUUAUCAAGGUUGGUUACUUUGAUAGACUAAUAUAAUGAAUUUUCUGGAUCAGCAAGUGACAUCUAACCAUCACAUUUCAAAGAUAUUAUGCAGUCUUUGAUCA